Messenger RNA from Drepanopeziza brunnea f. sp. 'multigermtubi' MB_m1, 354 nucleotides. The record is from RefSeq and is a predicted model, not a curated record. Lineage: Eukaryota; Fungi; Ascomycota; Leotiomycetes; Helotiales; Drepanopezizaceae.
AUGCAAGCAAGCAAGCAAGCACCCCUCCUCUCCUCCUCCUGGGACUGGAAUCACUCACCUCACUCACCUCACUCACCCUCCUUAGUUGAGCACCACAUUCUUCCCAAACCUAAACGCCGGGCGGAAGGCCUUCGCGCUGGGAUCCAGCUCCCUGGGCUCGUCGUCCCUGUUGCACAUGCACACGCCGCAGGCGGCGAGGCCGCAGGGGGGCAGCUCGGGGGCAGAGACCUGCUGUGCUUGGCGGCAGUUGCCGAUGAUGCAUUUGACGGAUACGCUGGCGGCGGUGCGGCCGCAGCGGAAGUAGGUGGUGACCUGUUGGCACAUGGUUGGAGGGUAGGGGGGACGGGGGGGUGA